CUCUGUUCAAGACGAGGUUUAUCAAGUUGAUCUCGAUCUGUGUCUGAAAUAUAAUCCGAGGGUCGAGGCGGCUUUGGUGAUCUCCGGCUAUUCGGUGGCAAGACGAGGCAACUCUGGAAUUUCGGUGUGUUGAUUGACCAACCACCAUAAUGCCAGACAGGUAGGUGUGAGUGCAUGCCAUCCUUGCAGCUUUUUAGCAGCAUUUGUCGGCUGCACACGUCUGUCAGUGGGCUAUCCACAACAACUUACCCCAUUCCACUCGGCCUUUGUCCUGGGGCAUCCCCAUAUCAACUGGCACGGGAGGGGAAGAGGGGUUCGGCUUCUAAAGCCGUGCACGAGUUCCAGAAGGCAGGAGAUCGGCCAUCGGCAGUACAAAAGUAGAUACAACAUCGACGGUGGAGGUGCAGAGUGGUAGGGGUGCAGCAGUCACUGGCGCUUGGCGCACUGGGCCUUUUGCUUGUUAUAAGUACCUACUAGGUAGUUACUGGGGCAUGAAUGGCUCUUAUGCCGUGCCGAGGCCCUUUGACUGGUUAAGAGCCUCCAAGAGUGGCCACCCGCCGAAGCUAAGGAGAAGAGCUUGUGCCGCACUUCUUCGCUGAUCGAAUCUCGUGUCAAGAAUCCUAAGGCACGGUCGAAUUGUCCACCCACUCACAUCUUCUCAUUGCCACUUUGCUCUUCUGAUGUUGCAUCCGCAUGUCAAAAAUGUCCGAGCUGCCGACAGAGCUCUCAAUAUCUGAAGCUUCGGCUUUUGAUCUUCUCCAACAUUUCCAGAGCAAGUUCGCUAGGGGCACUGCUGUACGGAGUAAGCGAAGAUGACUCUUGCCACUAACCCCGCUCAACCCAUCAAAAGUCCAAGAUGAAUCGAGUAGGACAUCCGUUGUCCCACUGACUAUAAAGAUGGCAUGAUGGUACUUUACUGGUGGGUCAACGAUCGUCGUCGAAGGGGAGCAAUGUUUACAAAACCGGCCCACUUCCCACUUCAUCUGCAAACUCUGCCAAAAUCUCUUCACUCUGUUGCCAAUCUCUACCAUCGACGCGAACCUGAACCUGGUCCUCCGCAGCCAACAACCCAUUUUCCAGUGACAACUCCUUGAGCUCUUGGUUGGCCGUCGUUGAAGUCGUUAUGGAAGGUGGAAGUGGGUAUCAACAGGCCCCUCGUUGAUUUCACGGCGGCACUAACUCGCGCCGUCCAGACGAAAAAGACGGCCUCAAAGGUGGUAAUCUGAACUAUGAUCCGGAUAUUGCUCAUCCUGCAGCGGGAUAUCAGAACCAUGAGCCCGUCACCCUGCCGGACGGCUUGUCAGAGAGAAGACUCAUCACAAAGAUCGAUUUACAUGUGAUCCCAUCUCUCUCGAUCCUCUAUCUCCUUGCGUUCCUCGACAGGACGAAUGUUGCCAACGCCGCAGUUUUUGGACUUCAAAAAGAUCUGGGACUGUCGGCCACACAGUAUUCCACCGCCCUAACUAUCUUCUUCGUCCCAUAUGUCAGUCCACUUUAAUGAUGCUCUGGAAACACCUGGCUGACGGGGUUGCCUCCAGAUUCUUUUUGAGAUUCCUUCCAACAUCAUUCUCAAAAAGCUCAAGCCCCACGUGUGGCUGUCGCUUUGCAUGUUUGGAUUUGGACUGGUAACGAUAUGCCAAGGGUUGGUACAAGGCUACGGUGGUAUUAUCACCACGAGAUUUUUCUUGGGGUUUUUCGAGGCGGGCAUGUUUCCUGGCUCGUUUUACCUCAUCGGGAUGUGGUAUAAGCGUAAGGAAGCGCAAAAGCGGUACACCUUCUUUUUUGCCAGUACGACUCUGGCAGGCGCCUUUGGCGGCCUUCUAGCAUCCGCAAUCGGCAAAAUGGACGGAAUCCGCGGUUAUCUCGGCUGGAGAUGGGUGUUCAUUCUCGAAGGCAUCCUCACCUGCGUCGUCUCCUUUGUCAUCUGGUUUGCUAUUCCUGAUUUUCCUGAGGAUGUCAAAUGGUUGAGCGAACCAGAACGCAGCUAUGUUCGAGCACGUCUGCAGGAAGACCAAGGCAAAUCCGCUCUGGAGCGACCCAUCACUUUCAAGGAUGUAGUCAAUUGCUUCAAAGACUACAAGAUCUUUCUGGGUGGCCUGAUGUACUUUGGUCUAAUUGUCCCUGCAUAUGGUUACGCCUAUUUUGCUCCGACCAUCAUCCGCACCUUUGGCUACAGCCCCAUUCAAACCCAGUUGCACUCGGUACCACCGUGGGCCGCAGCUUUUGGAUUCAGUAUGGCAGUGGCCGUCCUGUCGGAUUACGUCCAGCACCGCUUCCUCUUCACCGUCGGCCCUAUCUGCGUGUCCAUUGCCGGAUUCGCGAUGCUGAUGGUGAUUCAUCAUGACACAAAUGCUCAGUAUGCAGCCUUGUUUCUGAUAACCUCAGGCACAUACAGCGCAAUGCCGAUCAUCGUUUGCUGGUUCACCAUGAAUUUGGGCGGACAUCAUCGUCGUGCUGUUGGUUCUGGCUGGAUCAUUGGGUUUGGUAAUAUCGGCGGUAUUAUCGCAAGCUACAGCUUCAAAGCGAGUGAUGCAGCCACGUUUUUCCAUCGCGGAUACAGCAUCUGUCUCGGCUUUAUCUGCCUUAGCGCAGCCAGCUGUGUUGCGUACUACGUUGCACUACUGUCGCAAAACAGGUCCAGGGCCAAGAGCCACGUCGUUGGUGUUACCGACUACGAGAAGGUCGAAUUGGGCGAUAUGAACCCUUCUUACAGGUACAUGUACUAAUCAAGGGAACGUUGGGAGCUGAACACAACAGAGGCAAAAUCUUGGAGCAAGUGGGUGGACCUUGAUCAGCAACGCUUGGUCCAGUCGAGGACAUUGGUGGCUGUGACAUCGUGCGUCAAGCUAAGCUUUGCUGCGACUCGAGCCUAGGCUGGUGCUCUUGCUGAACAUAAGAAACUCAGGUGUGCGCUUGAAGCUACCCGCCUGACCUCGGUGUUUAGGCAGGAAACAACCCAGUGGGCUCCUAGUAGAAGCCUAAAGUCAGUCUCGCAUUGUAUUGAAGCCGUGGUAUAUACGACUAUAUCCUACUUCCUCUUUUAGGCGCUUCGAAGUGGCCCGGAUAUCCUCCGUAUAGCCCGACUUCACUGUGUUAGUCACUUUUUAAGUUAGGUGGCAAGUGGUGGUAGUAGAUCCAUGAAUGGUUUAGCGUAGGCGCUAGUGGACAUGCACGACCUGAUCAUCUUCAACCUGGGGA
This is a messenger RNA of Exophiala mesophila, 3198 nucleotides long. RefSeq lists its product as hypothetical. Gene Ontology annotation, molecular function: transmembrane transporter activity. Lineage: Eukaryota; Fungi; Ascomycota; Eurotiomycetes; Chaetothyriales; Herpotrichiellaceae. Gene Ontology annotation, biological process: transmembrane transport. Bases 1608 to 2726 code for a protein of 372 amino acids. The record is from RefSeq and is a predicted model, not a curated record. The transcript has 5 exons. Gene Ontology annotation, cellular component: plasma membrane.